AUCAAGGAAUGCAACGACAAAUGUUCAUGCAAUGCCUCGUGUCCAAACCGGGUGAGUCAACGACCUUCUAUGGCACGUUUAGAUGUAUUUUGGUGUGGUGAGCGCGGAUGGGGUGUUCGAACAAAAAAUCGUCUACCAGCUGGUGCAUUUGUCUCCAAAUAUUUCGGAGAAGUGAUCACUGAGGCUGAAGCAGCAAGCAGGAAUAAUGAAAGUCGCGAAUAUCAUUUUGCAAUGGAUUUCAAUGAGGGAUUACUUAAUGACCAAGGGAUUCCGAUAAAAAUCAUUGAUGCGUACAAGUGCGGCAAUGUAUCUCGAUUUUUCAACCACUCGUGUGUUCCUAAUAUGGCAUCGUACUGUGUACAAGUCGAUUCGGUAGACCCUGAUGUACACCAUAUUGCAUUUUUCACAGUUCGACCUAUUGCUGCAGGAGAAGAAUUGACAUUCGAUUACAGCAAUUCAUCCGUA
Batrachochytrium dendrobatidis JAM81 is the source of this 465-nucleotide messenger RNA. RefSeq lists its product as uncharacterized. The record is from RefSeq and is a predicted model, not a curated record. The annotation marks the transcript as partial. NCBI's taxonomy places the organism in Eukaryota, Fungi, Chytridiomycota, Chytridiomycetes, Rhizophydiales. Gene Ontology annotation, molecular function: protein binding. The transcript is spliced from 3 exons.